UUCUCUUCAAAUAUUUGAAGAUGAGUCACAUCCAAAUAUGCAUAUGCAAGCAAAAUCAAAAGAGGGAUUAUCACUUUUCAGUAUUCUUAGCAACACACGUACGGUCCUUGGUAAAUAUUUGCUUAAACAGUGGUUCUUCAGACCUACCCUUGAUCUUGCUGUCCUUGAUGAGCGACGUCGUACAAUCGAAUGCUUCCUUCAGCCCGAUAAUUUAGAUAUUUCAGGACAGUUUACUACAUGCCUAAAACAUAUAAAAAAUAUUCCAAAGAUCAUUGAAAAUAUGAAUGGAAGAUUAAACAUAAAAGAUUGGCAAUCUUUGCUUCAG
Dentiscutata erythropus is the source of this 325-nucleotide messenger RNA. The record is from the annotation of a GenBank genome assembly. Lineage: Eukaryota; Fungi; Glomeromycota; Glomeromycetes; Diversisporales; Gigasporaceae.